Micromonas commoda is the source of this 1812-nucleotide messenger RNA. RefSeq lists its product with no specific name. The coding region runs from base 1 to 1812 and encodes 603 amino acids. The record is from RefSeq and is a predicted model, not a curated record. Gene Ontology annotation, biological process: NAD+ metabolic process. Gene Ontology annotation, molecular function: NAD(P)H oxidase H2O2-forming activity; kynurenine 3-monooxygenase activity; FAD binding. The transcript has a single exon. Lineage: Eukaryota; Viridiplantae; Chlorophyta; Mamiellophyceae; Mamiellales; Mamiellaceae.
AUGCCGUCGCUCACAACGUCGUCCACGCUCGUCGUGCGCGCCCCCGUCGCGGUAUCGAGGACGAAACGCCCGUCCUCGCGCGCCACGGCCCGACCCCAAGGACCCUCCCCGUUCCGCCCCGUCCACGUGUCGCGGUGGAGCCCGGGACUCUCUCGCCGUGGGCGACUCGUAUCGACCCCGGGGGCGAUCGCGGAUCCGGAACCGCCCUCAUCUUCAAACUCCGCGUCCCCGGUGAUCGUGGAUGCCCCGGACGUCGGCGCGCACGGCUCGGGCAUCGCUCCGUCCCCGCCCCAGCCAAGCAAAACCGUGAUUGUAGGUGGCGGUCCCAGCGGCCUAUUUGCGGCCAUCAUGCUCGCCCGCCGGGGAUGGACCAACAUCGAGGUGUGGGAGAGGCUGCAGCGCCCGCCCUCCCCGGACGCGAACGAGAUCUGGGGCGACCCCAACAGGAGCUACUGCAUCGGCGUGAGCGGCCGCGGGCAGAUUGCGCUAACGCGAUUGGGAUGCGUCGACCGGGUCCUUUCGUACUGCAAGACGGUGAACGGCCGCAUGGACUGGUCGCCGCAGAACCCCGAGGGCAAGGAGACGAUAUCGAACAAGCAGUACGCCACGCAGGUCAUACAGCGCGACAGGCUCGUCGCGGCGCUGCUGAAGGAGGUUGAGGAGAAGUACGCCGACGCCGUGACUGUCACGCACGGCGUGCAGUGCGUCGAAUGCGAGUGGACGGGAGCCGGGGGCGCGAUCCUGACGCGUCAGCCCACGGAGUGCAGAUCGGACGAGCACAAGUCCGGGGACGAGGACGAUGACGAGACGUGCGAGGCGCCGGUGAUGGACGACGAGGCUGGGGUCAGGGUGACGGUUCCGGUUCCGUUUGUCAUCGGAGCUGAGGGCGCGUCCCGUCGCAACGCGGUGAUGCGAGCCAUGGACGACGACGACGCGUGCGACGCGAAGAUGGUUCGGUUCGAGGACACGAACCCGAGGGUGUACAAGACCAUUCCCAUCAACCUUCCCGAGUCGUACAGGGACGACCUCAACUACAGCGCCAGGACCAAGGGUGGCGUCGCGCUGGAGGCGUUACCCACGAAGGAGGGUCUGCUGGUCGGCAUCCUGCUCGUCAAGCCAGGGGACAAGGAGACGUGCGCCAAGCUCGAGUCCAGGGAGAGCCUGAGGAAAUACUUCGACGAGGACUUUCCGAUGUUCACGGAUUUCGUCACCGACGAGGACCUGGAGCUCAUGGCCAAGCGGCCGCUGUCUACGUUGCCCACGUUUGCUUAUUGCGGUGGCGGCUCUUUGCACAGGCGAGUCGCGGAGGAUGGAGACUCGAGCGAGGAGGCUGGCGGCGCGUGCCUCCUCGGCGACAGCAUUCACACCGUCAAGCCGUACUUUGGCCUGGGCGUCAACAGCGCCUUUGAGGAUGUGACCAUUCUGGACGACUGCCUCACCUCCGCGGCGGGUUCCGGGAAGUGGACGGAGGCUCUGGCGGACUACUCCAAGAAUCGAGCCGAGGACGCCAAGGCCCUCGUGGACAUCUCGCGGUCGUUCGACGGUGGGUUCCUGACGUUCGUGCUUCCUCUGAUCCUGGACGGCAUCUUCUCCAAGCUCCUGCCCAACGUGUUCAUGCCAAACACCAUCCAGAUGACGCAGAAGUAUGACUGGAGAUUUAGCCAGGUAGCCAAGCGGAAGAGGCGCGAUAGGGCGCUGCAGGUUGCGAUACUGGCUGCUGCGCUGGGGGCCAUGGGGACAGUCGCGUUCAUGGUGGUUAGGACACUGGUGGGGCUGAUGAUGCGCGCGAUGACGGGGGGCUUGGCGGCGUAA